This is a messenger RNA of Hippopotamus amphibius kiboko, 1575 nucleotides long. RefSeq names its product cadherin-23-like. Gene Ontology annotation, biological process: homophilic cell-cell adhesion. The transcript has 5 exons. The record is from RefSeq and is a predicted model, not a curated record. The coding region runs from base 64 to 1575 and encodes 503 amino acids. Gene Ontology annotation, molecular function: calcium ion binding. Gene Ontology annotation, cellular component: membrane. Lineage: Eukaryota; Metazoa; Chordata; Mammalia; Artiodactyla; Hippopotamidae.
UACUCAUUGCCUCUGGCCGGACGUCUCCCAUAUAGGAAUUUAAUCUUAAAGCUGCCCGUGCAUAUGCUCACAUGUGUGCCAGUGCACGUUUAUCUAAAGCGCGUGUGUGGUCUUAAACACGUGUGCACAGACACACAUAGGCACAUGGGCGCCUACACGAUGCACUCCGUGUGCAAAUAUGCCCACCUGCAGAGGCAGACAAGUGCACAACCAGGAGACCCCCAGGCCUGUAGGUGCUACAGUGUGAGUGCUUGUGGCCGUGUGAGCACGGAGUCCCGCACACACAUGUGGGUUCCUGGCCUUUGUAUAGUCAGACAGCUGCUAGAGCAUUGUGUACACACAUGCAUGGACAGACCGGGCUGGGGGUGCACACCUAGACAGGGUCUCCACACAGGAGGGGACGUCAGGGAGCCCCCGACCCUCCCGCGGAGUGGCCAGCCUCAAAGGCUGCUGGGAAGGCAGGCGUGCUCCGGGCGGGCCAGAGGGGCUUGCUCACCGCUCUUGUGUUUUCUCCCCAGCAGGGCUUUGAGGCCGCUCCCCAGGCAUCUGCGUCAGUCUGCCAAGGCUGCCGCAGCCCGGCCCAGGGCCUCCCACCCCGUCCACCUCACCUCCCUUCCUCUCAUCCAUCGUCAGCCAUGGCUCACCGGGACUGGGUGGGGGAGGGGGCGGGUGGGGGGCCAGGUCGGGCCUGCAGUGACCCCUCUCCCCUCCGGCCCAGGGACCCCCCUGACGGUGCUCAAUGGGCCCAUCCUGGCCCUGGAUGCGGACCUGGAUGUCUACGCUGUGGUGACCUACCAGCUGCUGGGUGCCCAGAGCGGGCUCUUUGAUAUUGACAACAGCACCGGAGUGGUGACAGUGAGGUCAGGUGUCGUCAUUGACCGGGAGGCCUUCUCACCCCCUGUCCUGGAGCUGCUGCUGCUGGCUGAGGACAUUGGGCUGCUCAACGGCACAGCUGAUCUGCUCGUCACCAUCCUGGACGACAAUGACAGCCGGCCUACCUUUAGCCCUGCCGUCCUCACUAUCCACCUGCUGGAGAACCGCCCACCAGGAUUCUCAGUCCUUCAGGUCACAGCCACAGACGAGGACAGUGGCCUCAAUGGGGAGCUGAUCUACCGAAUAGAAGCUGGGGCUCAGGACCGCUUCAUCAUCCACCCAGCCACCGGCAUCAUCCGCGUCAGCAAUGCCACCAUCGACAGGGAGGAGCAGGAAUCCUAUAGGCUGACAGUGGUGGCCACCGACCGGGGCACUGUCCCUCUCUCAGGCACAGCCAUCAUCACUGUCCUUAUUGAUGACAUCAACGACUCCCGCCCCGAGUUCCUCAACCCCAUCCAGACAGUGAGUGUACUAGAGUCAGCUGAGCCAGGCACUGUUAUUGCCAAUGUCACCGCCAUCGACCGUGACCUCAACCCUAAGCUGGAGUACCACAUCAUCAACAUCGUGGCCAAGGAUGACACUGACCGCCUGGUGCCUGACCAGGAGGACGCUUUUGCUGUGAAUAUCAACACAGCCUCGGGGACGGGGAGCGAGAGUAGGAAGAGGAGGAGGAGGAGGAGGCAGCGGCCCAGGGGUCUGUAA